CAGUAAUUUCAGUCAGGGAUGUUCGCGGUCAGUCCCUCAUGUGACCGUUGGGGGUCCUGACUCGUGCGGCGCGGUGUGGUGCAGUUCAUCAUGGCGGCGAACAGCAGCAACAACACGAGCGGUAAAAGCGGCGGAAAGCAGCCCGCGCCGUCCGCCGAGCAGGUGGUGGCUACUUUCCAGAGGAUGCGACAGGAGCAGCGCAGUAUGGCCUCGAAGGCUGCAGAGUUGGAGAUGGAGAUCAAUGAACACAGCCUCGUCAUAGACACGCUAAAGGAAGUCGAUCCGACACGGAAGUGCUUUCGUUUAGUUGGCGGUGUGCUGGUGGAGAGGACAGUCAAAGAAGUUCUGCCUGCGUUGGAAAACAAUAAAGAACAGAUCACGAAGAUCGUGGAGUCGCUUAACUCACAGAUGCAGGCGAAAGGGCGGGAGCUGACGGAGUACCGCGAGCGCUACAACAUCCGAUUAGUCGGAGAGGACGACAAACAGGGCAAAGCGGACGCCAGUCAAGCCAAAGAGAGCAAAGGAGGCUCGAAAGGCAGCGCCGGAGUGCUCGUCUCCUAGUGGAUUUUUCUUUAAACGCUGGUUAGAAAUUGUUGGUGCUUUAAUAUUUGCGGAGAGACUGAGUUGGCAUGUUUCUAUUAAGUCUUACAGGUGCCAGUCAUAAAACACGAAAGAGAGUGAAAGGCUCGGUUUUCAUGCACAUUUUGUUAAGACACAGCUCACAACAACACCUUGCCUAUCCGAACAUUUACAGCCGUUCGCACUAGCCAGUGUGAUUUCAACUAAAUAGGUUUCCGUUGUUUGCGUUUCAGUCCAGUUUGUCACAAAUAAAUAGUCGGUAAACAUGUUUCAUGUCUAAACGGACUGUGUAAAUUCACCAUGUCCAAAUAGUUUUUGAGGCUUGACUUUCACGUUCUUCUGCUUUGGGAAGACUUAAUAUUUAGUAAUAGAGUGAAAUGUCUCGUACGGUGGACCUCUGACUGUUGACCGCAGCUCGACUCCAUCGUUUAUCGUGUCACGACUGUACACCUGUUGGACGAAGCCUUUUUAUGUUGGUUUUGUUGCUGUGGUUGUUUUGGUUAUUGAAUUAAAAAUGCAAAAUUGAGCGA
Sinocyclocheilus anshuiensis is the source of this 1109-nucleotide messenger RNA. It is a transcript of the gene pfdn2, whose product is annotated as prefoldin subunit 2. The transcript has 4 exons. Gene Ontology annotation, cellular component: prefoldin complex. Gene Ontology annotation, biological process: protein folding. The record is from RefSeq and is a predicted model, not a curated record. NCBI's taxonomy places the organism in Eukaryota, Metazoa, Chordata, Actinopteri, Cypriniformes, Cyprinidae. Bases 91 to 561 code for a protein of 156 amino acids.